AUGGACAACUCGGCCACAGUUGAGGAGGUGGCCGAGUCACUUGCUAAGGCGAGAGGUUGUGUCCAGCAGGACAUAAAGGUUGGCGAUAUUCGCCGCCAACCUAAUGGACUAGGGUCCUGCUGGGCCAAAUGCCCUGUAGCGGCCACAAGGGCCAUCCUGGCCACCCCACGAAUCCUGGUGGGGUGGUCGAGCUGCAGGGCGGUGCUCCUGCCGUGUCGCGGGCUUCAGUGCUUCAAAUGUCUGGAGCCCGGGCACGUCCAAGCCCACUGCACGAGCGCAGUUACCAGGACGGGAUGCUGCUACCGGUGCGGAGGACUGGGGCACUUGACCAAAAACCGCGAGGCGGAGGGGGCCAGGUGCCCGGCCUGCGAGGCGUUGGGCCGUCCGCACCGGCAUCGCAUUGGCGGCAGUGCGUGCACUGCUGCCAAAAAGGGAAAGAAGGGGGGCAAAAGCAAGCCCAGCAGCCUCCCUAAAACUGGGGAGCAACCCCCGGUCUCGGCGACGACGGUUGCCGAAGUAGAGAUGGCGGCUGCCGAGGAGAGACCGAUCUCUCCGGUGCUCGGUAGCCAGCCAAAUAUGGAGGUUGGGUCUGGGCAAGGCGCGGUCCGCGAACGGCCUUAA
Messenger RNA from Trachymyrmex cornetzi, 621 nucleotides. RefSeq lists its product as uncharacterized. The transcript has a single exon. NCBI's taxonomy places the organism in Eukaryota, Metazoa, Arthropoda, Insecta, Hymenoptera, Formicidae. Bases 1 to 621 code for a protein of 206 amino acids. The record is from RefSeq and is a predicted model, not a curated record. Gene Ontology annotation, molecular function: zinc ion binding; nucleic acid binding.